This is a messenger RNA of Saprolegnia diclina VS20, 1666 nucleotides long. RefSeq lists its product as hypothetical. NCBI's taxonomy places the organism in Eukaryota, Oomycota, Saprolegniomycetes, Saprolegniales, Saprolegniaceae. The transcript has a single exon. The record is from RefSeq and is a predicted model, not a curated record. The coding region runs from base 85 to 1509 and encodes 474 amino acids.
GCGAGCACAAGCGCUUGGUCCGCACCCAGUGAGAGCUUGGUGCUAAGUGCAGCCCACUCGAGCUGCUAUGUUACGUCGCGGCCAAUGGGUUCAUCGAGCGCAUCCUCUGCAAUGACGAGCAGUGUCGUGUCGUCAUCCGCGACUGGCGCCACUGCGAUGGGACAAGCGGCCGAGAUUUUGCGCACGCCCAGCUGGCGACGCAGCGAAAAGGCAAAGUCAGCUCAGUUUGCCUUUUACACGAUGUUGAAGUCGACGCUUCUGUGCGCGACCGUCGCGCUGGCCGCGGCUGGCGGCCUCCCGCCCGUGUGCCCGCCCAAGUUUGACUACAACAUUGACUACUACGGCAACGAUUUGCGCUGGACGACGCGCUCCAACCCGAGCGACUGCUGCAUGGACUGCAUCGAGACGAUCAACUGCUGGAUCUUCACAUGGUACAACGGCCACUGCUACCUCAAGGGCAAGAUGGCCCAGCAGACGUACUGCAACGGCUGCGUUGUCGGUGUCAUGGACGCACCGCCGAUCAGCGCCAUCAACCCCAACGCCAACACGACCCAGCCGAGCACGACCCAGCCGAGCACGGCCACUCAGGCGCCACCCUCGACGACGCCUGUGCCCAAGGCGACUGCCGUCUUCCAGUACAGCAACCUCAAGGGCAGCGGCUCGUACAGCAUGGUGACCGAGCUCGAAGGGUGCCAGAAGACGUCGGUGACCACGUCCGGCCCCAUCGCGCCGUUCCAUGAAGACGUGAGCAUGGUCUUCCGCGGGCCCAUGGACAUCUACAACAUUGCCGUCUUUCAGAAGGGCGGCAACGGCUGGACCAAAACCUCCAAGUAUGGCGGUGGCGCAGCGAGCAACCUUGUUUUUAUGAACAAUGCCAACCCGGACAAGUUCAACGGCAAGGCGCCGCAGGGCUACGCCUCGGUCGACGGCGUGACGUUCUCCAAGUCGGCGCAGGCGUUCAGCGGCGCCCUCCAAGCUGCUUCCGACCCGAGCAACAUCUACGGCGGGCCCGGUAUUGCGACCGGCGCCGAAGUCAACAUCAUGCAGGAAGCCAAGUGCACGCCCGAGACGUGCAAGGGCUUUUAUGAUGGCACGUACGGUCUCCAAGGCUGGGCGGGCAGCAAGAUCUUUGCCACCAAAGUCAAGAUGGGCGAGAGUGGUCUCCCCGCAAUCUGGAUGCUGCACGGCCAAGUGGUUCGCGCCAACCAGUACGGCUGCAACUGCCGCGGCCUCGCCGACCCUGGUGGCUGUGGCGAGCUCGACAUUGCUGAAGUGCUCACGCCCGGCGCGUCGACGCUUGCGACACACUACUACUACUUGGACACACACCCGUCGCCCGGAAAGGACACGUGGGCCAACGUGCUGCCCAACCAGGAGGUGACAUACGUCACGAUCCUCGACGAGGCGUCCGGCGUCAUCAAGGUCCUGCAGUUUCCCGGUGAUGCCUUCAGCGUCUUCUCGGGCGACAGCUUGUCGGCCGAAAGCGUCGCUGCGCUCUUGGCCCAGUAAACAGAUAUACGACAAUACGAUUGUCUAAUUUAACCUAACCCCACUCCACCACCUCCAACGGCUCGACUUCUGUUUGUCGGCAAGGAAUCGACUGGCUUCGAUUCAAGCCAAUCCAGCAUCACUCCAAGUGGUAUUUUGAAUAAAUGUAAUCGUGUAG